This is a messenger RNA of Impatiens glandulifera, 952 nucleotides long. Its product is annotated as transcription factor MYB48-like. Bases 292 to 681 code for a protein of 129 amino acids. The record is from RefSeq and is a predicted model, not a curated record. Gene Ontology annotation, biological process: regulation of DNA-templated transcription. The transcript has 3 exons. Lineage: Eukaryota; Viridiplantae; Streptophyta; Magnoliopsida; Ericales; Balsaminaceae. Gene Ontology annotation, cellular component: nucleus. Gene Ontology annotation, molecular function: sequence-specific DNA binding; DNA-binding transcription factor activity.
AGCACUAAUACUUAUAAGUAAGUGGAAUCCCUUAUCUUUGGAGAAAAGGAAAAGGAAGAGAAAAAUGGGGAAUGGUGAGGAAAUUAGAAAGGGUCCAUGGAAUGAAGAUGAAGAUGUUAAACUAGCUAUGUAUGUGAAGUUGUUUGGGGAUCGCAGAUGGGACUUCAUAGCUAAAGUUUCAGGUUUGAAGGUGGAGGGAGACAUGUAAACCUAAUAGGUUUGAAAAGAAGUGGAAAGAGCUGCAGAUUGCGUUGGAUUAAUUAUCUACACCCUGGUCUUAAGGGUGGCAAGAUGACUCCCCAAGAACAGCUCCUUGUUCUUCAACUUCACUCCAAAUGGGGAAAUAGGUGGUCAAGAAUUGCUAGUAAUCUGCCGGGUCGAACUGAUAACGAGAUAAAAAAUUACUGGAGGACUCAUACGAGGAAGAAAGCACAGGAAAGGAAGCGUGCUACCUCUUCAUAUUCGAAGAGCAUACAACAGACUGAAACAGAGUGUUCCAUGGAAAACGAUAACAUAAGCGGCUGCAGCAGCAACAAGAACUUGAUCAUUAGUACUGAUCUGAUGACUGUGGCUCCUAUGUGGGAAUGGGACUCAUUAUGGAACAUGGAUUGGGAAGAGAUAAACAAGGCAUUCACUCCUCAUGUAAUAAUUAAUCCAGCAACUAAUUUCUGCAGGUUAUGAGCAACAAACAACAAGAAGAAAGAAACAAUUUCAAAUGUUUUGUCAUCUCCUGUGUCCUGUCCUAAGGAAACAUUGUUUAUUAUUAUUAAGGGGAAGAAACAAUAAUGUUUGAUCACUUGUUUUGGUGGUGUUUCUGCAUUUGGUAUGGAAUAUUAACCACAUUAAUUCGCAUUAUUAACAAGAUAUCUUUAUAGCAUCAUUAAUCCUUUCAUACAUUGUAUAUGUUUCUUUUCCAUUAUUAAUCUUUAAACAAUAAUCAAACAAGGUCAUA